CCCCUUUCGCACGAGAGCCCGGAGAGGCGCGUUGCUCCAAAGAGCGGCGGGAGGAGGCGGCUGUGGGGACGCGGCGCCGGCAUCCUUUGGCAAUUGGGGGCUGGCGCAGCCUCCCCUCCCGCCCUCGCGCCUUGCUGCCAAGGCAAACUUCCUUGCUCCUGCCCCUUCCUUCCUUCCUUCCGUCCUUCCUUCCUUCCUGGGGACCUAAUAAAAGGCAGCUGGCGGCGCUCAGAGCAGGCGGGAGUCCCGCUGGAGGCGGCCUCGGGGCGCGCCUUUGGAAGGGACUCCGACGAGGGCUCUUCUCUCCGCCGACCAGGAGCCCUCUCCGCCGGACAAGAUGCCCACGCUCGGACGCCUUCUCUUGGCCGCCUUGGCCGCGCUCGUCGCCAAAGUUACAGAGAGCCGGGGGAUCCUGGAAAGCAUCCAGAAAUUCUCCUUGCUGCCCACAUACCUGCCCGUGAGUUAUCACAUCCACAAUGCGGACGUCUCCUUCUUUCUUAAAGAAGCCAACCAGGAUAUCAUGAGGAACUCUAGUCUGCAGUCCCGAGUGGAAUCCUUUCUCAUCUAUAAAUCCAAGCGGCCUCCUGUCGUGAAGGCAACGUAUGGACCCUUUUCCAUUGAACAAGUGGUUCCCCCGGAUCUUUUGUCGCCUUCCAAUUCAUUUGGAUCAACUGCUCCGAAGUUCUCUUUUAACUGGAAGCUGAAGGCAUACAUCAUGAACAACAAAAUCUAUCCGAGCAGACCCAAAGUCCAAAUACUCUUCUAUAUUGUCGGGAGGGACUGGGAUGAUUACAGUGUCACGGAAAAGCUGCCGUGCUUACGAGUCUUUGCUUUCCGAGAGACGAGAGAAGUCCGUGGCAGCUGUCGCCUGAAAGGGGCUCUCGGCCUGUGCGUGGCUGAGUUGGGUCUCCUUCCCAGUUGGUUCAACCCACCGACCGUGGUGGGCCGUAAGAAACUCCUGAAUCAGUCCGAAGGGAGUCCGGUGGAACUUUACUACGCGAUCCAACAAGGGGACGAGAAAGGGGAUUGUGCAAAGGAGGAUCCAAAGAAGGACAACGGGAUCCGGCCCGGACGCAACGAGAUCGACGAAUCGGGACCCCCUUUGCAGAGAAUUGGCAGUGUUUUCCUCUACCAGUCCCGAGGCAGCCCUUCCUUGAGCGAAAUGCGGCUGGAUAGCAACAUUGCCAUCCAGUAUAUACCAAAGACCGUCAAGCAAGGAGAUGUCUUGACCUUUGUGGUAUCUAUUGCUCCAAACACAACGGUGGACCAAUUCACGCUGAGGGCAAAGGUGAAGAAAGGUGUGAAUGUUUUCAGCAUACGAGCCAGCAAUCCGUACACGUGGGACGUGCAAAAGAGUGUGGAUUAUAUCGGGAAAUAUGCACCGACGGUUAUAUUUUGCCGAAGGAAAUCGUCUCCCGGGGGAAAAAGUUUGGAUCCAUUGCUCCGUUGUGUCCUGGUCUCCAAAGCAGACGAAAACAAGGCUCAUCUGGAAUACCGUGAGCAUCACAAUUCAAAAAAUAUCACCGCUCCUCCCUCCGAGAUCAUGCAGAUCGAUUUUGAAAUUGAGGAUCUUAGUGAACUGCCGGAGACUCAGCUUAUUACGUGGCAAGUUGAAUAUCCAGGAGACAGGACAUCUGACCUUGGCAUCUCCAAGAUUUACGUCAGCCAGAAGGAUCUGGUUGCUGUUCUCCCAUUGGCUAUGGAAGCUGAGAUCUUGAACACGGCUAUUCUCACUGGGAAAACUGUCGCCGUCCCUGUCAAAGUGGUCUCGGUGGAAGAUGAUGGAACUGUCACCGAUCUUGUAGAAUCAGUAGAAUGCAGGUCCUCUGAUGAAGAUGUCAUCAAGGUCUCGGACAGAUGUGACUAUGUCUUUGUCAAUGGGAAGGAAAUGAAAGGCAAGACAAGCGUCCUCGUCCAUUUCAUGUACCAGCACCUGAGUGCUGCUCUGGAGAUGACGGUGUGGGUGCCCCGCCUCCCCCUCCAAAUCGAGGUCUCCGACACAGAGUUGAAUCAGAUCAAAGGGUGGAGGAUCCCCAUUGUUUCAAAUAAAAGACCAGCUCGAGACAGUGACGAUGAAGAAGAGGACGAGCGGAAGGGAAAAGGCUGCACCCUGCAGUACCAACACGCCAUGGUGCGAGUCCUCACACAAUUCGUAGCCGAGCCCUCGGAUCCAGGAGGGCAAAUGGCCUUUCUGCUGGGCUCAGACUGGCAGGUUGACAUCAGUGAGCUGGUGAACGGCUUCAUUCAGGUGGAGGAGCCAAGAAUUGCCAAGCUGCAAGAUGGACUCGUGCUGAUCGGUCAGGAGCUUGGAAUGACAACAAUUCAGAUCCUGUCCCCACUUUCUGAUGCCAUCUUGGCUGAGAAGACAGUGACUGUCCUUGAUGAAAAGGUGACCAUUACUGACCUGGGAGUCCAAGUCGUGACGGGCCUUUCGCUCUCCUUACAACUAAGCCCGGGAAGCAAUAAAGCCAUAUUUGCUACAGCAGUAGCCCAGGAGAUCCUUCAGACACCCAAACAGGAAGCUGCUAUCAGUUGCUGGAUCCAGUUCAGUGAUGGCGCGGUUAUGCCCUUGGAUAUUUAUGACAUCAAGGACUUCUCAUUGGUGGCUACCUCUCUAGACGAGAAGGUGGUCUCUGUUCACCAGAGUCCCAAAUUUAAAUGGCCCCUGAUCAUGGCUGAAUCUGAAGGCCAGGGUCUGUUAGUAAGGGUGGAAAUGGUGAUCAGCGAAUCCUGCCAGAAAUCGAAGCGGAAGAGCGUGAUGGCCAUUGGGACUGGUGACAUCAAGGUCAAAUUUGGACAGAGUGAUGCCAGUCCUAACACCAGCGAUAGCAGACAGGGUGUCGCAGGUGUGAACCUAGAAAACCAUACUAGUGAUAGGCGUCAGAAGAUGACUCUGAAGGAAAGGUCUCGCCAAGAUGGAUCGUAUUACAGCUCGUCGGUGGGUCAAGAGGAAACAAGAGGGGCCAGCACUCAGAAAUCCAUUCUGAGUAGAAAAGACGAUCGCGGGAGUCUCUUGGAUGACGAUGGCCACAUGCAAAACAUCCCAGUAGACUUCACCAGCUUCCCGGUGCAGGUGGAUCUGCCCAGGAACGAUGCCGAUUUGGAAGAGAACGACCUUGUCGAGACACCCAGGAGCCUCAGUGACUUGGAGAUCGGGAUGUACGCCCUGCUCGGAGUCUUCUGCUUGGCCAUUCUCGUCUUUCUGAUCAACUGUGUCACCUUUGCUUUGAAGUACCGUCACAAGCAAGCACCCUUUGAGGAGCAAGAAGGCUUGAGCCAUUCUCAUGACUGGGUAGGGUUGAGCAAUAGGACAGAACUUCUGGAGAACCACCUCAAUCUCUCCACCCAGCAGGAAGAGUGCAUUACAGCUGUGGACCGAGGGAUGGACUUAGAAGAAAGCAAGUAUCUCCUCAACGUCAAUGCCCAGAAGACCCUCAACGGGCAGAUCUUUCACUCCUCGGACUCUGUCCCAUGUCCUGUAGGAAAGGAGCAGAAGACCGAGCAGGCGGCCUCGCCCACUUCCAAGCGAAAACGAGUCAAGUUCACCACUUUCACCACCAUCUCUUCAGACGAUGGGUGUCCCACUGUCAAUUCCAUCUUGACCAGCAGUGAGGAUGAUAUCAAAUGGGUUUGUCAGGACAUGGACCUAGGGGAAUGCAAAGAACUACGAAAGUAUAUGGAGCGGCUACACGAAAAUGCCUAAGACAACGCUCGAAACGGUUCUGCUUUUGUUCGUUCUUUCUUUUUUCCACUCACCUUUCUGCCUUUAAUUUGGGGUACUGGGGCAAAGAAAACUGAAACAAUACAAACAUUUGUGAACAAUCCAAACGGCGCGGGAGAAGUCCCCAAAACAGCAGCUCUUACCUGUGCUCAGUGGCUCUUACGUAAGAUGCGUGGGAAAUAUUCUGAUGCAAAGCAACAUACGUGGGGAAAUAAAUAUUGUUUUAAAAAAGA
Molecule: messenger RNA, 3954 nt
Organism: Anolis carolinensis (green anole)
Lineage: Eukaryota; Metazoa; Chordata; Lepidosauria; Squamata; Anolidae
Gene: tmem132d
Product: transmembrane protein 132D
Exons: 10
Coding region: 338-3703 (1121 amino acids)
Source: RefSeq, a predicted model, not a curated record